Toxoplasma gondii ME49 is the source of this 1524-nucleotide messenger RNA. RefSeq lists its product as hypothetical. NCBI's taxonomy places the organism in Eukaryota, Apicomplexa, Conoidasida, Eucoccidiorida, Sarcocystidae. The transcript has a single exon. The record is from RefSeq and is a predicted model, not a curated record. Bases 1057 to 1521 code for a protein of 154 amino acids.
CCUCCGAACACACUCUGCAUUUCUUUUCGCUGCAAAUCAUUGCCAAUUCUCCGGGACAUCUGCUUUCCAUACGAAAGCCGAGCGGGGGUGACGGCUGCAAACAACCAACACCGUCGAGGUGCGGUCGGUGACCGGACAUUUUCGUUGAGAAACCAAAUCCUAAUUUGCCUCAGGAGGUUCGGUCUCUCUUCCGCUGCAGGUAAGCUGCAGUCUAUCGGUCAGCUCCCAUCCUCUCACGCUGCCGCUGCUCUCGGAGUUUAUGUGGGCGUGAAGAAGGCUGUAAAGCAUUGGUAUAUUAACUGUGGUAGUCUCCUUCCUCAUUCAAGUCUGUUCGAACGAGUCUGUCUGCCUAUGCCUAUCAACGACGCUGGAGAACCUAUGCAGUUGCGGCGUCGGUUCGGAGAGAGUUAUGUCGCAAAGGGAACUGCUCGCCAGCACACCGAUACAGAGACUCCCAGUUCUCUGAAACAACGCCACCGCAUAGACGCCGCGUCUGGAUCCCCAGUCCUUCCUUGAUAACACAAAAGGCGUGGAAACGCAGACCGACAGGAAGCCCAGAUGUCUGCGUGCAUCUGCAAACGCUGUGAUAAACGCAUGAAACGGCAGGACAAAAGAUAUGUUUCCUUUCCCUCAGCCUCACGGUCCAGGAGAACCGAUUUUCACACUCCAUUAUACUCCACCCGUCGCCGCGAGUAAAAAUAACGGACAGUUGCGUGCAGGUGUGUGUCACCUGUCCUAUUUGAGGUGAUGUGCAAUCCUGAUGUGGAGGGGCACCAGCCGCCCGUGGAAGUCUCAGACAGCAAGAGGAGUUCGAUGAGACACAAAGAGAGACAGAAAGUACAAGAGAGUAAGGAGAAAAAGAGAAAGAAGGAGAAAUAGUCGAAACAAGACGUUUACAGGACAGCCGGAGGAGAAGGUCUGGGCAGGGUUAGGGCGGAACGAAGCAGUAGAGAGUGGUGACGCUGACGAUACAGGAAAGAGAAUAAAAGAUAAAACGAGGAACGAAAGAGAGCGCGUUUGUUGAGAGGCCAGUACUUCGAACACAAGACGAGAAGAAUGCCGUCGGGAGGCUUUGGCUGCGAAAAAGCGCGCAACGUUGCAGUGCUACGCCAUGGCAAAGACGCAAGAAACAAAGGUUUCUCUCGUGCCAAGGUCUUGGUUUUUCUCUUUUCGAAUUUCAGCGUGUUUCUUGGAAGACUUGUUUCGCUCGGCUUCUUCCGCAGGACCCUCUUCUCAACGUCUGCGUUUCCAUUUCUCGCGAUCUUCUGGAACUUCCGCGUUGUUCUCAGCAAAGCGCUUGCGAGCCUUCUUUCGCCUUUGUGUCUUGGUUUCUCUUCCUGGAACUCCACGAGAAAGAGCAAGGAAGGAAAAAAGAACGAGGCUUCCACUGUCGUUUCCUUCGUUGUCCAUGGGUGUUCUAGACGCCUUCUCAUCUCCACAGAUUUCCAAAGAUUGGAGAUUGACAAGUCCUCAGCUCAAGGAAGAUAUUCGCACAUCUGUAUACGCACAGGCAGCUGCUGAGCA